AUGCCCACUUUUGACUGCUUUCCCCUGCUCCCCCUCGAGGUGCGUGAACGCAUCUGGGAGCUUGCCAUGGAGCUCCGUCAGAUUGUAUACGGCGAAGAACCACCUGCCUACAGACAGUGCCCCUGGCCAUCAUCUGGGCUGUCGCCUCCCCUACUUCACACCUGCCUUGAAUCUCGGACGCAUCUUCAGCGCUUUUACGUGAAGGUGAAUGCCGCCACGAAUACGAAACCCAAAAGGUUCGCUUGGGUCAACGUCGAGAUUGACACUAUCUAUCUGGUCCAAUAUGCCCUAAAUGAACUUCGUGCCGAAUGUCCGACGGUGCGCAGGCUCAUCAUUCUUGGAACAGAUUCAGAGUUGUUCUACCACAACUAUUGCUCAGAGCUACGUCACAUGGAGCGUCUGGAAACCGUCACAAUCCUUCACCUGGAGUCACCGGAGAGAACAGACGAGGACUGGUGGGCCGGCUGGGAUGACAUGAUGGCCGGCUACUAUUUCCGUGACGACCUUGUCGCCUUCUACACGCGGAUUCUUUACCCCAAGUGCCCGCCUUACGAGAUCAACCCGGAAAACUACCUGAAAGUUGAGCGAGCCCACCGAAGAAGGCUGGUGGCGGAGCAUCCCGACUGGUACGAGCCGGGCUAUGAGGCAUCUGACUCAGACGACGACGACGUCUGUAGACCAAACCGCUUUCGUAAAGGCUACGGCCGUCAUCUCGAGGGCUACACUACGCCCCCGAGAUCGUCCAACGAACCUGUGAAGUUAGGAUUGUAUCGCGCGCGUAGACAUCGGACGAAAUUGAGUGGAGCGGCACUGGAUCAAGUCGCAAGGUAG
Molecule: messenger RNA, 831 nt
Organism: Colletotrichum scovillei
Lineage: Eukaryota; Fungi; Ascomycota; Sordariomycetes; Glomerellales; Glomerellaceae
Exons: 1
Coding region: 1-831 (276 amino acids)
Source: RefSeq, a predicted model, not a curated record